GGAACAUGAGAUUUGUUGAAUAAACUCACGAGAGGAAGGAAGAUAAAAGAAAAAGGAAAGCAGUUGAGAACAAAUAACAUGGGGCUUAUCGCAUGUUUGCUUCACGCAAGCAGCUAAAUGUGGGGGUUAAGCCUUUGCUCUCUCGCGUGGCUUUAAAGACUUCUUCUAUAUAUCCUUUUAUAUCACUACCCAUUAAAAAACCAAAAAAACCCACACCCACCAAACCCUAAAACACCACCACCCUCCUCCUCCUCCCUCCUCCCUCCUCCCUCCUCCUCCUCAAGUACUACCCCACAAACCCUAAUUAUGUGAUAAUCAUCAUACCCAAAACAGAAAGCAGAAAAAGAAAGAGAGAUCGAUAACCACACAAAAAAACAAAUGAGUGCAAACCCUACUAGUAGCGGCGGAAGUGGCGGCGGAAGCAGCAGUGGCGGUGGGGGCGGCGGCGGAGGGCCAUGCGGUGCUUGCAAGUUUUUGCGGAGGAAGUGCGUGCCGGGGUGUAUAUUUGCGCCAUACUUUGAUUCGGAGCAAGGCGCAGCCCAUUUCGCAGCCGUGCACAAGGUGUUUGGUGCGAGUAACGUAUCCAAGCUUCUUUUGCACAUUCCUAUCCACAAGCGGCUCGAUGCGGUGGUGACAAUAUGCUAUGAGGCUCAGGCUCGGCUUAGAGAUCCUGUAUACGGCUGCGUUGCUCACAUCUUUGCUCUUCAACAACAGGUGGUGAAUUUACAAGCAGAACUCUCGUACUUGCAAGCCCACCUUGCAACAUUGGAGCUACCAUCGCCACCACCCGCUCCACCACCUCCAACAGCGAUGACACCGCCGCCACUCUCAAUCGCGGACCUCCCUUCAGCCUCUUCCAUGCCCGUCACAUAUGAUUUAUCGUCACUUUUCGAUCCCAUGGUGCAACCCUCGUGGGCCAUGCAGCAGCGGCCCAUGGAUCCACGUCAAUUAGGAGGCGGCGGUUCGUCGUCAAGUGGUGGCGGUGGCGACCUCCAAGCGUUGGCACGAGAACUCCUCCAUAGACACGGGUCUGCACCCCCCGGAUCCACUUCCUCAACAUCACCAACUCUCUCCAAAUGAGACUUCCCGUUGAUCAAAUGCUAGGAAGAGAGCUUAAUUAAUUAAUUUCCAUGUUAUAAUGGGAAGUAAUUUUAGUAACUGAGCUGUAUUCCUUUUUAUUUUCAA
Molecule: messenger RNA, 1185 nt
Organism: Corylus avellana
Lineage: Eukaryota; Viridiplantae; Streptophyta; Magnoliopsida; Fagales; Betulaceae
Gene: LBD18
Product: LOB domain-containing protein 18
Biological process (GO): positive regulation of DNA-templated transcription; hormone-mediated signaling pathway
Cellular component (GO): nucleus
Source: RefSeq, a predicted model, not a curated record